AUGGACGACUGGCAGGACGCGGCAUUUUCGACGAGACACGUCCACAACCGAGUUGGCAAAUCCAAAGCUGGUAGAGGCCGGGGGCGUCGAGGCGGCGGGGCAUUCGAAGUAAAACGAACAUUCGGAAGAUACGAAGUAAAAUGCGCCAACGCGAAAAGAAUUGGCGAUCAGAUCAACACGGCCAAGAAUAAAGGGCAAGCUCUUCUACCCACUAUUGAGAUAUUCCGCCUUUCAGAUGAUGGCCGUGGCUUGCUGGGAAGACUAUGUUUGCCUGGUGUCCUCGACGCAAGCCUGGUCAUGACCGGAAGUAGGAAGACUCUCGAAGAGCUGGUUUCCGGCCUCGAGUCUAGGGAUGACAUCACAUCGGAAUCAGAAAUUGAGGAUGAGCCUGGAGAUCGGGUAGAAAACGAAGUUGAGUCCGGUGCUUCAGACGUGGAGCAAGAUGUGGAAAGCGACGACAACGCAGUUGUCUCGGAGACUGAAACCAAGGAGAAGAGAAGAUUCGAAAGUUUCGAGAAGAAUAGCUUCAGGUCACCCAAAUUCUGGUUCCAGUGGAAGGGUCAGGUGAAAUCGAAUGCGGAAUCGAGCAUGGCCAAGUCUAAUCCGGAAGGAAGUGAAACGGGCAGGGGAUAUGUCGUAUUUUCUGGAAACGACUGUCGUUCGUUCAAGGGCACAAUCACUGUGGAUGCCUUGCAGUGGAAGGAUAUUUCUUUAUCUGGGUGGAAGGAGAUGACAAUGUCUGAGAGGGACGUCGGCUUUGACUGGAAAUGA
Messenger RNA from Colletotrichum gloeosporioides, 771 nucleotides. RefSeq lists its product as uncharacterized. The coding region runs from base 1 to 771 and encodes 256 amino acids. NCBI's taxonomy places the organism in Eukaryota, Fungi, Ascomycota, Sordariomycetes, Glomerellales, Glomerellaceae. The record is from RefSeq and is a predicted model, not a curated record. The transcript has a single exon.